UCUUUUUGUGAGGGUAAUAUGGACAAUUCAUGAGGUAUCGGUGAUGCGCUGCGAGCCUGCAGCUCAGCACUUGGAGGAGCAUUUUAUGAGAAGCGAGUCCGCCCGACUGACAAUAUCUUUCUCUCGCCCAUUGUGCGUUGCGUCCGACACUCAGAAAGUUAGAAGAAAGCCGUGGAUAUGGACCCUGCAGAACGUAGGUAUUUGGAGGAAGAGGAUAGUCCACUGAUGAAGACAAUUAAAGGUGCAACAACAGGUUUUGCUGCCGGGUCUAUUUUUGGGACCAUUGCUGCCACAUGGUAUGAUGUGCCUCGUGUUGAGAGAAGCGUUGCUCUUCCAGGGCUAAUAAGAACCCUGAAGAUGAUGGGUAACUAUGGGGUGACAUUUGCUGCAAUUGGGGGUGUUUACAUUGGUGUUGACCAGCUUGUGCAGCAUUAUAGGAUGAAGAGAGACUUUGUCAAUGGAGCUGUUGGCGGUUUUGUGGCUGGUGCAACUGUUCUAGGUUUCAAAGGAAGGAGCAUUAAAACAGCAAUUUCUGCUGGAUCAGCAUUGGCAGUCACUUCUGCUCUAAUUGAUGCUGGCGGUCAGACUACAAGAAUUGACAAUGGCAAGGAAUACUACCCUUACACCACCAAGAAAAGAACCACCGUCGAUUGAUAAAUUUUCAUUGCUGCCGUUGUCAAAGAAGAAAUUGGCAUCUUACUGGUGAAAAUCAUCACUGUUUACUGAACUGGUUGUAUGUCUGUUUUCAGAGAUGUUGAUCAUACUCUCCUCGGAUAUCUUUCCCCUUUUUUUUUUCAAGGUUUUAUUUUGAACCAAUAAUGUAAUAAAUAGGCUUUGUGAUGUUGUCAAAGUCUAAGUUAGAUGUUAA
Messenger RNA from Carya illinoinensis, 868 nucleotides. Its product is annotated as outer envelope pore protein 16-3, chloroplastic/mitochondrial. Gene Ontology annotation, cellular component: TIM22 mitochondrial import inner membrane insertion complex. Gene Ontology annotation, molecular function: transmembrane protein transporter activity. NCBI's taxonomy places the organism in Eukaryota, Viridiplantae, Streptophyta, Magnoliopsida, Fagales, Juglandaceae. Gene Ontology annotation, biological process: protein insertion into mitochondrial inner membrane. The record is from RefSeq and is a predicted model, not a curated record. Bases 178 to 654 code for a protein of 158 amino acids. The transcript has 3 exons.